Molecule: messenger RNA, 1542 nt
Organism: Ictalurus punctatus (channel catfish)
Lineage: Eukaryota; Metazoa; Chordata; Actinopteri; Siluriformes; Ictaluridae
Product: heat shock factor protein 5-like
Exons: 5
Coding region: 151-1122 (323 amino acids)
Biological process (GO): regulation of DNA-templated transcription
Molecular function (GO): sequence-specific DNA binding; DNA-binding transcription factor activity
Source: RefSeq, a predicted model, not a curated record
UGUUUCCUACCAGUCAGUUGUGAGGCUACUGUUGUCCAGAAAAGCAGAAAGACUCGCGCAGUCCAGCCAGGAGACGUCAAGUUGUCGUGGAAAUUAGAUAACACUCGCAGACUCAUCCUCUGAAGCUGGCUACAAAUCUUUUUUGCUGGUAUGGAAAAUGAUGAAACAACGUUUGUCACCUCGAUCAAUCCCAACCAGUUCCCUGGCAAGUUGUGGCGUUUGGUGAACGAUCCUCAGAUUCGCUCAAUCUGGUGGGACGCCAGCGGGGAAGGAAUACUUGUCAAUCAGCUACCCUUCGAAGCUGAAGUGCUUCAAGUACCCAGGCAGGUGACCGAGUACUUCAGAACGACGGACUUCCUCAGUUUCGUUCGCCAGCUGAACCUGUACGGCUUCAGAAAAGAACGCAUAGACUUUGACAUCUCGGACAAUCAACCCAACAUCUCAUCCACUGACGCCCAACUGCACCACUUUCACAACCCGUACUUCAAACGGGAUAAGCCCGAGCUUCUAGUCAAACUAAAGCGACUCACGCCUCUCAACAAGGCCAAGCUCGCCGGGAGAGAGGUGCCCAGGAGGAAAUCAAAACGUAUCCAUCAUGCGAUGCUGAAUUCGCCGCAGGAAACCUCAGCCUUAAUGAACACAGGUUCAGUCUCGCUUGGACAUCAGGGAACCCCUUACCACCAUCCCUGUAAUGGCCCUCAGCAGGAGAAGGACGGCGACGUUCUGACUUCACCUCCGUCCAGCGUCAUGCACAUGCAGCAGGGCGUCAUGCCUCAUCACUCACAGUACGGGUUUUACACACCAGUGUAUCAGUGCUGUAGCCCAGACUUCUUGGAUUCAAAAGUGCCAUGCUUUCAACAACCAGCUGCUUCCUACUCUCCUUGUGGCUAUUACCCUGACUACUCAGUUGGAUACGCUCAUCCGAUCGAUCAGGAUCCAUACUGGAAAGCAGGUGAUGUUCCAGAGUCCGGGACGAGCGACCUGGAGAAAGAGAACCUGGACACUAUAUUCAAACUGGUGGAAGAAAUGCAGGUCACAUUAGAUGAUUUCCCAUCAGUAACAGCCCCGAGUGUGUACGCCACUGCAAAAAGUUUGGGAACCACUGACUUUGUUCUCUUAUAAUGCACUAUAUCUUUUUUAAAUCUACUAUUGCCUUCCAGUCUCAGGGGUCUCUCUCUCUCUCUCUCUCUCUCUCUCUCUCGUCUUCAAAUUAAAUUUCUGUAGUUCUAACUGUCUGAGUCUAAAACUACCUUUUUCAGGGAAAGCUCAUUCUUUAACCCAUACAUCAUAUUGCACUGUUAGCCCAGAUUUCAUAUCUACUUAACAAUUUAAUUACAACAUACUUAAAUUAUUUAAGCUUGAGUGCAUUACUAUAAUAUUGAAGUACAUUUUACUAAUUUGUAGACGUAUUUCAGUGUGGGAAUAAUUUUAAGUUAACCGGAUUAAAAUGAUGAAGGUUUUGUCCUGGCCACGCCUCCCCACUGGUCAGCUGUUACAGAGUCAGGGGAAGAUAUUUUGUGUCGUGGUUGUAAGUGAAUUCGA